Molecule: messenger RNA, 1141 nt
Organism: Chelmon rostratus (copperband butterflyfish)
Lineage: Eukaryota; Metazoa; Chordata; Actinopteri; Chaetodontiformes; Chaetodontidae
Gene: tmem179ba
Product: transmembrane protein 179Ba
Exons: 5
Coding region: 30-731 (233 amino acids)
Source: RefSeq, a predicted model, not a curated record
UCCCCACACAGGAGCCGGGCCGCGGGACGAUGGCGUUGACGGUGCUGCUGCUGCUGGAGUUGGCUCUCUACGCCAGCUGUUUCGUCUGUGGGAUUGUCACCGCCGCAUCCAUCACCAUAGUCCAGGGUAAUUUUGGAGGUCGGUGCAUGCUCUAUGGACUCCUCAGCUACAAUGCAACAGCCAGCCUCAUUGGAGUGCAGUCGUCCAGCUCCUCCUCCCUGUGUUACUUUGUGUCGGCCAUAUCGGUCACGGUGGCCGUGGUGUGUUUCUCGCUGUCUCUGUACUGGCUGUACAGUUUCUGCAUCGACGGGGAAAUCAGAAGGGAGCGCAUGUGGAUGAACCUGAUCAUGGCCGUGUGCGGCGCCUUCCUGUUCUUCCUGCUCGUCACGGGCUGCAUGUUGAAGAUCGGCCGUGACUCGCUCUGCAACUCGGUCAUACAGGCCGUUCCCAACAUUACCAGAUGUGAGGAGGCCCAGGCGAGACAGUGGGUCAGUCCACUUAAAGGAGGGAAGUUCUACAACAGUCUGUACAAAGCCGAGACGGCGGUGUGGGUCAACUUCUUCUUCUGGCUCAUCAUUGGGGCUCUGGUGAUCGUUCAGAGGCGUCAGAGUUCAGGCCCGAGCGCGAUCGCAGGAGGGUACGGCGGGCCGGCAGGAGGGCUUUUUGGUGAUCCGGGGGUGACGGCUGCAGAGACGGAGCCAUUUUUUAACCGUCCUGCCAGGCCACAGUGAGGAGGGGGUGGCACAGAUGACCUACAAAAAUACAACAUGAUAAUGUGGGAGUAGAUGUGGGAAAAGGGUGAAUACAUUCAGCGUGCACGUCCAGUGAAUACAAACACAUUUUUAUGCGUCUGUGGUUCUGACAGCUGUGGCCAGAGGCUUUAUGUUUUUGAGUUGUCCGUCCAUCAGUCCCAUUCUCAUGAGGGCGACUUCACAGGAACACCUUGAGGGAAUGACUUCAAAUUCGGCACAAAUGUCCUCUUGAACUCAAGGAUUAACUAAUUUUUUACUCUGUUCUUUUUUUAUCUCAAUGGACUUAAACACUGACAUAUAGCACUAGUCCACCACAAGCUCAUUGGUUCUGCUAAUAUUGAGCUUCAGGUGAUUGUUGUUGCACCAUGUAAUAAAGUUCUCUAUCAGUC